AAGGAGAAAAGGAGGGACAGGGAGAGGGAACGAGCGAGUGAAGGAGAGGGAACGGCUCUCUGUUUGUGGAGCAGAACAGGACCAUGCUGUCAGGCGGUUGUGUAGUUUGGAUUGGAGUACUGCUCCUGGGGCUUGGGGCUCCGAUGACUAGGGCUGUUGAAUUUCAACACCAUGGAUAUGAGGAGAUGGUGCGCACUCUGUUCUCCAUCCAUAGCCAGUGCCCAUACAUAACCCGCAUCUACAGCAUUGGUCGCAGUGUGGAGGGGCGCCACCUUUAUGUCCUGGAGUUCAGCGAUAAUCCAGGCAUCCAUGAAGCAUUGGAGCCAGAGUUCAAGUAUGUGGGGAAUAUGCAUGGGAACGAGGUGCUGGGCCGCGAGCUACUCAUCUACCUCUCUCAGUUCUUCUGUGACGAGUACCAAGCAGGGAACCAACGGAUUACAGAGCUUAUCCACAACACACGCAUUCACAUUCUGCCCUCCAUGAAUCCAGAUGGCUAUGAAGUGGCAGCUAGGCAGGGUCCAGAGUUCAAUGGAUACCUGGUGGGCCGUGGGAAUUCCAGAGAUGUGGAUCUAAAUCGCAAUUUCCCUGACCUGAAUGCCCUCAUGUAUUACAAUGAGAAGAACAAUGGACUUAAUCACCAUUUGCCCCUUCCAGACAACUGGGAGCACCAGGUUGAACCAGAGACUCUUGCAGUCAUUAGAUGGAUGCAAAGUUAUAACUUUGUUCUGUCAGCAAAUCUGCAUGGAGGAGCAGUGGUUGCAAACUACCCUUUCGACAAAUCCAGAGAAGCCCGUAUAAGAGGCAGGUCUACAUAUUCUGCCACUGCAGACGACAAGCUCUUCAAACAUUUGGCAAAGACUUACUCCUAUGCUCACAGUUGGAUGCAUAAAGGCUAUAACUGUGGAGAUUACUUUGAGGAUGGGGUUACCAAUGGAGCCAGCUGGUACACUCUAUCCAAGGGCAUGCAGGACUUUAACUACCUAUACACUAACUGCUUUGAGAUCACUCUGGAGUUGAGCUGUGAUAAAUUCCCCCCAGCAAGCACUCUGGCCAGAGAAUGGCUGGCCAACAGGGAGGCUCUGGUGUCCUACCUGGAAGAGGUUAACCAUGGCAUUAAAGGAAUGGUUUAUGAUGAGAAUAACAACCCUAUCAGCAAUGCAGUGAUCUCAGUGGCAGGCAUAAACCAUGACAUAACUAGUGGGGCAGAUGGAGAUUACUUCCGUCUGCUUUUGCCAGGAACCUACAUUGUAACUGCCUUUGCACCAGGCUACCGGCCUUCAACCAGUACAGUGACAGUCGGACCUGCCGAGGCCAUACAGUUACACUUCUAUUUGAAACCAGCACCAAAAGAGACAAAUUUGAAUGCAAGGGACCAUCAAGAUAAGAAAAGCUUCUCAGCAGCCAAAGUUCCUGCAGCCAACCUCGGUCCAAGAUAAUAAAAAAAAAAGGGACAAGUUCCUCGAAAAUGUUGGCAAAGGAAGUUUAAACUAUUGCUGUUACAAACCACAUCACUGAAUCAUACUUCCUCAGUCCUCAGUUUGUCUUGAAUCCUUAAUAGUAUGUUUUUCACAAGAGUGUUCUAUUGAAAUGAAUUCACGUUCAUAGAAUUAAGUAAGUAAGAUUCAUAGAAAGGAAUCAGCAUAUAAUUCAGGAAAUAAUUUAGAUAAUAAUGCAAUGUUGUGAGGUGUCACAAGUAUUGUACAUCAGCACUUACAACGAAUUUAACAAUCUCCUUUGAUUAACAUUUUAUGCAGACCCAACACAAAAUGUAAUCAAGUAUAAUCAAAUGUAGCAAUGAAAUGGUCCUUAGUCAGUAUUGUCUUGAUACGUUUGUGAUAUAUUACAACUUUUACAACUUUAUAUAUUACAACUUCAACAAAAAUGUGUUAAUAUAGAUAUCACAGACACAUUUAGCCUUUUAACAUGUACUAAGACUGUUAUGGUAUCAGUAGGAUUACUGUAAAGCACUGAAUAUUUACAGAACUCUAAAGACCAAUUUUUAUACUGUGUAGUUCUACUCUGAUGUCUCUGAUUUGAGGAAAUUAUUACGCUUUAUGUAUUUUAAAGGAAUUAAUUAAUUUAAAGUAAUUUAUAAUUAGAGUAACAUGAAAAAUCCUUAAUAAUAAAAAAGAAAAUUCUAUUGUUAGUAAAAUACAGAAAAUAAUAACUUCCAGAAAGUUUAAAUAAAUCCAUUAAGAAAAAAAAAAUCAGUAUUUGAUAUUUGUUGUUGUAUAUUUGUACACCAGAGGUCACUGUUGUCCAGUUAAAUGUGUGCACAUUAUUGGUUUGCAAGAAUUACAGUAAGUUUUAGGCCCCAAUUUUUUAUGAUUUUUUAAUUUUAUUUUUAUUUUUAUAAGAAUUAUUCUAGAAAUAUUCGCUGUAUUGUAAAGUUCAAAAUCAUAACUCAAGAAAAGAUUUUAAAAACCCCAAACACACAAUGAUCUACUUGUUCACCUAUAAAAUUAUAUUGAGCUUGCAAAAGCCAGUGGGUCUUCAACUAUUUUCCUAUGGAUGACAAACAACCCCCCCCCCCCCCCCCCAAAAAAAAGAAGCAAUGUUUGACGUACAGGAAAAGGAAAAACUCGCUCCAGGAAUGUCCUGAACCCUGAACAUGUGCCCUACAUCCAGAAACUGCAGGAACAGGUCAUCAUAUUUUGAUAAUAACACACACUCCUGUUUUCAGGGUAGCUAUGUAUAGUACAAAAGUGCAUUUUUAAAUAGCUCUCCUAGGACAAAAUAUGUGUAAAGAUUGAAACACUUACUAAUAUAGACAAACUCUCAGAGAUUACUGAUUACUUUAGUAAAACUAUAAAAAGCAAUGUGCUUAAUAUCAGUGUCUUUAUUUUCUUUUGUUUGCGUUUUUCAAGUGCUUUUUUUGCCUGCAUAUAAUACUCAGAGUAAACAACUGUAAUUAUUUGCAAUCUAUCAAAUGACAAUUGUCUAUAUUUCUGAGUUUUGUAUGAAUUAAAUUUACCAUCUAACAUUAAA
Messenger RNA from Ictalurus furcatus (blue catfish), 2988 nucleotides. RefSeq names its product carboxypeptidase N, polypeptide 1 (gene cpn1). Gene Ontology annotation, biological process: proteolysis. The record is from RefSeq and is a predicted model, not a curated record. The transcript is spliced from 9 exons. NCBI's taxonomy places the organism in Eukaryota, Metazoa, Chordata, Actinopteri, Siluriformes, Ictaluridae. Gene Ontology annotation, molecular function: zinc ion binding; metallocarboxypeptidase activity. The coding region runs from base 84 to 1436 and encodes 450 amino acids.